This is a messenger RNA of Fusarium keratoplasticum, 4095 nucleotides long. RefSeq lists its product as uncharacterized. The transcript has 7 exons. Bases 34 to 4095 code for a protein of 1353 amino acids. The record is from RefSeq and is a predicted model, not a curated record. NCBI's taxonomy places the organism in Eukaryota, Fungi, Ascomycota, Sordariomycetes, Hypocreales, Nectriaceae. Gene Ontology annotation, biological process: protein phosphorylation. Gene Ontology annotation, molecular function: ATP binding; protein kinase activity.
ACCCUCCAACACGCCCACUCCACUUUCCCGAGCAUGAACGCAGCCGUUCUUCCAGACCGGAGGCGGAGGAAAAAGCCGCUAUCCGAGCUGAUUUUCGAGACUCGUGUCAAGAGUGAGUUCGAUAAGACGGAACGUUGGUUCUCACCGGAAGGGAGUAUCAACGAGCACAUCACGGCAGCAUCCAUCACUAGAACUCUCCGUACCAAGGGCUCGAAGGCGCCGGUAGAUGAUGAUCUUGUCAAUUUCAUCCUUGAAAAGGCUAAAAGAGUAUUUGCCAUUGCCAUCUACAGCAGGCUAGAGAACGACAAACUUCGAAAAGCUAUGGAAUUCUUCAAGAGUCAUAACAUGCAUGACGAUGGCUUACCUUUUGUUAAAGCACAAUGGGAAGGGCACGCCGAGGGGCCCUUGGGACCAAAAGAGCAAGCCGAGUCCCCGUAUCACAGCUACGACAGUGCCGAUGAUGGUUAUGAUGACGAUGGAUACACCACUUCUGACGGGGAGGAUGACGAUGAGCCCUGGUCAAAGAUCAGCAUUGACGGAUUCUGCAAGGAUCAGUGGACCUUCUGUGCCCCCGUAUUCUCCACCGACAACAUCAACCACGAUCUUGAGCCAGAUACGGUGAUGCCCAUUACGAAAAAGGACACCAUCUCGGUGGCCCAGGGCUCCUUUGGAUCUGUAUUCAAGUGCCAAGUCCACAAGUCGCACCUCCAUGUGCCCGAGAACUCGAACAAUGUCGAUUGCUUCGAAUACGUUGCCGUCAAGGAAGUGCAGCGCGAGGUUCACCAAGACCGGAACAAAAUGGUCCGCGCCUGGGAAAACGAGGCCCGGAUCCUUUGGGGCAUGAACUUGCUCAAUCAGAAACACAUUGUCAAGUUCAUCACGGCAUUUCGCCGAGGACAAGACGAUCACUACUUGAUGUUCGAGUGGGCAAAUGGUGGCAACCUGAGGAACUUGUGGAAGGAGGUUAAACGCCCUGCCUUGACCGGCGACCUCGUGCGAGAGACAAUGGUUCAACUCUGCGGACUUGCCCAGGCUAUCGAAAAGGCCCAUUACCCUGGCGACGACCGUUUGUAUCGCCACGGAGAUCUGAAGCCCGAGAACAUACUCUGGUAUACAGACGAGUGCGGGAGUGAGAAAAGAAUCGGUACACUCAAGAUAGGUGACUGGGGCCUUGCCAAAAGGCACGAUAUCGCCACCGAACAUCGGAGCAACAAAACCACUACUGAGUACGGAACAAGGCGAUACGAGUCGCCGGAGGAGUAUACUUGUGAGCAUACCGGUCUCAAGGCUCCAGUGUCCUUGAAGAGAACUCAGAAUCGUCGAUCUCGUCUUUACGAUAUCUGGGCGAUGGGCUGUAUUGCCCUGGAGUUCUUGGUUUGGCUUAUGUAUGGUCCAGAUGAGCUGAACAGAUUCAACGAGGGUAUCAAAACACAAUUUUCCGACCAUUCUCCCUUCUACGAAAUCGUACAGGACGAUGUCGACAACGCGAAGGACAUGCCGAGAGCCAAGGUUCACUGGGUCGUGGAGAAGUGGAUGGACCAUAUGGCCAAAGAUCCCGCCUGCGCGGUUGGGACCACGGCCCUAGGAAACCUGCUGGAGCUCAUCAGAGAUCGCCUUUUGGUGGUGAAGCUGCCGGUCAGAAUGGGAACUUCACCCGACCUGUCACCAACGAUCAAAUCGACAAAGGUCGAGAUACCCAGCGAUAUCAGCUUGCACGCUUCAGAUUCGAUUAGCAACCCGGUCCAUACCAUGAACAUUCCCGAGAUCAACAUCACCGACUUGGAACCAACGGAGCCCUCGGCGAAACCAGGGGGUGAGCCCGAGGUUUUCAUCAAACGAACAUCUGGGGGGUGGGAGCGUGCUCUGGCCAUCGGCUUCCACACCGCAAUGCUGGAGAUCUCAGGUAAGGAUGAAGGAGCUAGCUACUGGCUUACAUGUUUGCCAGGACCCCCUCCAGAUCAAGAUCCUGGAGACCGCCCCAUCUUGGCACAAGGCGGAAGUGCCUAUCCGACCGAACCCACGGUCUCAGAUAUGGGCCUGAUUGGACAAGAAAGGCGACAGGACUUCCCGUUGCGGCCUGCGACACAGACCCCAGGCGCCAGAACCGAAAGAGUCAAUCGUAAGUGCUCAACAUGUCGAUUAGUGCAGACGAUCGUAAAUGCUCAAAAUGAGCCCUCUCGGAAAUAUAGGAUCUUCUUUUUCGUCUGUGAACUCACAAUUCUUCAGCAUCUCGAAAACGACUGGAACUUGAUUAUCGACAACGAAUCUGCCAACCACGUCCUAUCCUCGAUGAAGUUAGGGGCUCUAUCCGGACCCAAGUCUCCCCAUUCCUCUAAGCUUUGUGCAUCAUGCCAGAAGUUUCGGGAUGAGAUCUGGAGCCCGGCAUUCGGAAUGUCUUAUAGUGUCCAAAUUGUAGAAGAAAACGCCAAUUCCGAAAGGUGUGACCUCUGCAGGAUACUCUGGAAGAUUUGCAGGCGACGAGACGCCACCAACGCCGGAAAUGUGACCUUCGAGAGAGUGGGAUCGUCCCUCACCAUGAAUAGUUACGGGCCUCCGGUCAUGUCCAUUUUCCGAAGCCCUGGUCUCAAGACAAGGAUUGACCAGGAUAUUCAGAUUGGUCUUCCAUGCCUCCCAUCAGCUUCUAGCGAUGAAUACCUCGAGAUCAUCCGGGGUUGGGUUGAACUAUGUGAUCUUCAACACAAGGAUUCAACUUGCCAACACCUCAGUCGAGGCAGCUCUGCCGCCUCUAGCUACCACGGAAGAUUGCCGACUAGGGUCAUUUCUGUGGGAAGUAAGGGCGAUCCCACUGUCAAGCUCCUGGAAACCACUCCUAGCGACACAGGAGAAUGGGUAGCUUUGUCUCACCAAUGGGGUGGAGGGCUCCAGUUCUCGACGACCAGACAAAACCUGCGCCAUCAUAUCCAGGGCAUUAGCAUGGAUCAACUUCCUGCUACUUUCAAAGAUGCCGUGACCGUGACCCGAGCAUUGGGCCGUCCAUACCUUUGGAUAGACUCUCUUUGUGUCAUUCAAGGGAAAGACGGAGAUUUCGACCAAGAGGCAAAGCGAAUGGAACAAGUGUACAGCGGCGCAUACUGUGUUUUGGCGGCCAGUCGGUCUCCUGGACACUACGCUGGCUUUCUCCAACCCAGACAAGCAAAUGACAGCGUGACCAUGCAACGAGAUGGAGACUCUGCGCCCUUUUACAUCCGCGAGACGAUCGACGACUUUCAACAACAUGUUCUGGAAGGGGGACUAAACCAGAGGGGUUGGGUUCUGCAAGAGCAUGCCCUUGCUCGACGCACGGUAUACUUUACCGACUACCAGACUUAUUUCGAGUGCGGCAAUGGUGUCCACUGUGAAACAAUGACCAAGAUGACCAAUGACCUGGCUGCUUUCCUGGGCGACCCGAAUUUUCCUCGGAUCAUCAUGGGGGCAGACCAAGGCGAAAAGAUUCUUCGGUACCAAGAUCUUUACAAAAGAUACUCUCGACUUGGUCUCUCAAACCCAUCUGAUCGAGCAGUUGCCAUCAACGGUCUUCAAGAGCGUAUUCUUCAUGCUCUUGGCGUCGAGGGGGGAUUUGGGGUCUUUUUUGAAGACACAAAGGAUGGCCGCGGUCGUGGACUCCUUCGAAGAAGCUUGCUCUGGUGCCGUGCAUCUGACGCGCUUGCUCUCUCUCGGAUUUACGUACCAGAUCACCGCGCCGCCUCUAAGGCUCCUUCAUGGUCAUGGAUGGCGUACACCGGUGGCAUUGACUAUAUCGCUCCCAACUUCGGUGACAUGGACUGGGAAGAGAUUCAGUCGCCAUGGGAUGCCAAGUCUCGCUCGAGAGACGACAUGUUUCUGGUCGCCGCCGCACGAAACUACAAGACUGAUGACGAGUAUGGCAAUCUUGUGUUUGAUGACCCCGAGUCGUCAGCCCAACUUCCAAUGAAGUGUGUCGUGCUUGGGAAGCAGAAGGGGAGAACGCCAGUCAAAGAAAAAUUACACUAUCUCUUAGUGGUCCAGGAAAGAAAUGGCAGAUAUGAGCGAGUCGGGGCUGGAUACUUGCCCGGGAGGUGCAUUCACCCUAGGGCGAAGAAGAUUAUCAUUCACUAG